AUGGCCGAGACUGAGGAACGGAGCCUGGACAACUUCUUCGCUAAGAGGGACAAGAAGAAAGAUGAAGAUGAGUGGAAAGAAUUUGAGCAAAAAGAGGUUGAUUACAGCGGCCUUCGCGUACAGGCAAUGCAAAUAAGUAGUGAAAAGGAAGAAGAAGAUAAUGAAAAGAGAGAAGAUCCAGGUGAUAACUGGGAAGAAGGUGGAGGAGGUGGUGGUGGUGGUACAGAAAAAUCAUCAGGUCCCUGGAAUAAAACAGCUCCAGUACAAGCAUCUCCUGCUCCAGUAGUUGUUACAGAAACUCCAGAACCGGCGAUGACUAGUGGUGUGUAUAGGCCUCCUGGGGCCAGGUUAACCACAACAAAGAAAACACCACAAGGACCACCAGAAAUAUACAGUGAUACACAGUUCCCUUCCCUGCAGUCCACUGCCAAGCAUGUAGAAAGCCGGAAGGAUAAAGAAAUGGAGAAGAGCUUUGAAGUAGUAAGACACAAAAAUAGAGGUAGGGAUGAGGUUUCAAAAAACCAGGCCCUUAAACUUCAGCUAGACAACCAGUAUGCUGUGCUUGAAAAUCAGAAAAGCAGCCACACACAGUACAAUUAA
Molecule: messenger RNA, 600 nt
Organism: Orycteropus afer afer
Lineage: Eukaryota; Metazoa; Chordata; Mammalia; Tubulidentata; Orycteropodidae
Source: RefSeq, a predicted model, not a curated record